CCCACCUCCAAAAUGGCAGAGCAAUGCAAGAUGUCUGCUGCCAUGCAUUCUAUCUCUCUGUCCGAGGAAAGGUCGUACGUGCUCAAGGUAGAUGGAUACUCCAGAGCCAAGGCGCUACUCAAGAACGGCGAGCGCGUGACUUCCACCCCUUUCGUUGUUGGAGGCCACGACUGGGCCGUGAGGUACUACCCAAACGGUAGCUACGAGGAUUGUGAAUAUUUCAUCUCUCUUCAUCUCGUGCUUGAAUCUGCCAAUGCUGAAGAUGUGAAGGCGAAGUUCAAGUUCAGUGUACUUGACGAGAAUGGAGAGCCGGUGCCUUCAUACAGCUAUACGCACCCUAUGGUUACCUUCUCAAGCAAAGGUGAAAGCUAUGGUAACUUCAUGAAGAAGGCUCAUCUGGAGGCAUCGGCGCAUAUAAGAGAUGACUGUCUCACCAUCAGGUGCGAUGUCACCGUCAUCCACCACGAAGAAACAAGGGUUCCUCCAAGCGACCUGCACCAGCAUCUCGGCGACCUGCUCAUGAACAAGGAUUCAGCAGACCUCACCUUUCAGGUCAGCGGGGAGAAAUUCUCCGCUCACAGGUGUGUCCUUGCUGCUCGGUCAUUGGUCUUCGAAGCUGAGCUCCUCGGGGCCAUGAAGGAGAGUUCUUCUGCUAGUCCUAUUGAAAUCUCUGACAUGGAAGCUGAUGUGUUCAAUUCCUUGCUUCAUUUCAUAUACACGGACUCACUUCCUAGGGUGCUUGAUGUGGUGACCGAUGGUCAUAUACUAGUUGCGGCUGACAGGUACAACAUUGGCAGGCUCAAGCUGAUAUGCGAGGAGAAAUUGUGCAAUCAUAUCGAUUCCAGCAUGGUGGCAACCAGUUUGGUUUUAUCCGAGCAACAUGGUUUCCAUCGUCUCAAAGAAGCUUGUUUGCAGUUCCUUGCUUCUCCGUCCAAUUUGGAGGCGAUGGUAGCAAGCGAUGGGUAUGAGCAUUUGAAAUCCAGCUGCCCGCCUGUCCUCAAGGAAGUGAUAUCUAGAAUCCUGCCGGCUGAACUGAAAGUGGCAAAUGAUAUUAUCAUGGAAAUGUGGAAGUAAUGCCUUUAGUUACUCUACACCAGUCUCGUACUGUUAUCAUAUAUGUCAUCCAAAUUUUAUUAGUAAUGGUUAUCCUACUUCUCCAUGUAUGGUUGCAGAACAGAAAUGCUAGACAUGAAUCAUUCAAUCUACUCAUGUAAGUGGAAUGCUAGCUCUUCUCUUGCUAGUUAUGAAAUCAUUACUGAGACUGCCCCUGUACGUGCCUCUUGC
Hordeum vulgare subsp. vulgare (domesticated barley) is the source of this 1284-nucleotide messenger RNA. Its product is annotated as BTB/POZ and MATH domain-containing protein 2-like. The record is from RefSeq and is a predicted model, not a curated record. Gene Ontology annotation, molecular function: protein binding. The transcript has a single exon. Bases 13 to 1074 code for a protein of 353 amino acids. Lineage: Eukaryota; Viridiplantae; Streptophyta; Magnoliopsida; Poales; Poaceae. Gene Ontology annotation, biological process: protein ubiquitination.